Molecule: messenger RNA, 1015 nt
Organism: Xenopus laevis (African clawed frog)
Lineage: Eukaryota; Metazoa; Chordata; Amphibia; Anura; Pipidae
Product: olfactory receptor 1468
Exons: 1
Coding region: 71-1015 (314 amino acids)
Source: RefSeq, a predicted model, not a curated record
AAAUAUUCCUUUUAUUACUAACUGGGUAAACAAGUUGAGAUUAAAAUUCUGCUUGACUUUCCUCCAGGUAAUGUCCAUGAAGAACCAGACGUUGGUCAGUGAGAUUGUUCUCUUGGGAUUUCAGAAUCUCCACAACUUCAAGAUUCCCCUGUUCUCUCUGUUCCUUCUGAUUUACAUUAUGACAGUUUGGGAGAACGUCCUCAUUAUGGUGUUGGUGUCCUCCAGCCAGAACCUCCAGUCCCCCAUGUACUUCUUUCUCCGUCAGUUGUCCCUAUGUGAUCUUGUGGAAUCCACAAUUAUUGUACCUACUCUGCUCCAAACUGUUAUUUAUGAUAAAGUCAUGUUGCCCCUUGUUGGAUGUAUGAUACAGUUUUCUUUUCUUACUGCAACUGAAGCCUUUGAGUGUUUGCUUCUAGCAGUAAUGUCCUAUGACAGAUAUGUGGCCAUCUGUAUCCCACUGCGUUACUCUUCUAUAAUGUCCCACAGGGUUUGUGUUACAUUAAUUGUCAUGUCUUGGCUGCUUGGCCUCACGUCUGCAUUGCUUCUUGUAAAUACAAUGGCCACACUACAGUUCUGUGACCAAAAUACCAUCAACCAUUACUUCUGUGAUUUCUUUCCUCUUCUAGAACUUUCCUGCUCAGAUACUUUCUUAGUGCGUUUAACUAAUAUCUUAUUGUCCUUCCCAGUUUUUUUCAUUCCUUUUAUGCUCAUCGUUGCAUCUUAUAUGUGUAUUGCCCAUGAAAUCCUAAAGAUAGUGUCCAAUACCGGGAGACAAAAAGCCUUCUCCACCUGCAGCUCCCACUUGGCUGUGGUCUCCAUAUUUUAUGGGACUCUCAUUGCUAUUUAUGUGGUUCCUCCCAGAAAAGAAUCACAGACCAUGAGUGAAGUUCUCUCUUUGUUGUACACAGUCGUUACCCCACUGAUUAACCCAAUUAUUUACAGCCUGAGGAAUAAAGAUAUCAAACAAGACCUUGACUACCUCACCAACAAUAGGCAAACACUAGGAGUAACUUAG